Molecule: messenger RNA, 4771 nt
Organism: Galendromus occidentalis (western predatory mite)
Lineage: Eukaryota; Metazoa; Arthropoda; Arachnida; Mesostigmata; Phytoseiidae
Product: paramyosin
Exons: 13
Coding region: 1-4098 (1365 amino acids)
Source: RefSeq, a predicted model, not a curated record
AUGGUCUCAGCUGAAGUCCAGCAAGGCAGCGCUGCCGCAGUCAACGGAUCCUUACUUGUGGGCAACUCCAUGGCCGGUUCGGCCCGCAUCUCCUGCUCUACGCCAACGUUGAAACCUGGAGAUGGCAUCCGCGAGUCGGCCUGUGAGCCGGUCGUCAAACUUGCGCCCUCGGAAGUCGAAGAACUGCACUCGAAGCUGACGACCCUUCAAGAGGCAAUCGUCAAAGGGAACAGAGAGAAGUCUCAACUCGAAGUUCAAAUCGUCAACCUGAAAUCUUGCUUGCAAGACAAGAAAAGCGCAACCAACGAUAACGAACCGGGACAGCUUCUCGAUACUUUGUUAUCACUCUUGCAAAAACGAGCCGAUACCGGCCGAGGGAAAUCGAAAUCUCCGAGACUCGAUCCCGCUUUCGCGAGCAAGGUCUCCAAACUAAUGACGCUCUGCACCUCGGAUUCUAAAAAAGAGGACACGGGUCAAAAUGGGAUCUCGUCCACGAGUUCUCACGGACCAGAUCAGAACGCGAACACGAACGCUGUUUCACCAAGCACGUCCCAAUGCUCGGCGAGCGUCGAUAAGUAUCAGGAGAAGAUUAAAAAACAAGAAGAAACAAUCCAAGGCUUGAAUUCCGCUUUGUCCGAGGUGGAACUCAUCCUCGAAUCGAGUCACUGUAAAAACGCUCUCCUCAAAGAACAGUUGGCCAAGUUGGAUGAGGAGAACAAGAGAUUGAGGACCGCUUCGAAAGGCGCGUCGGACAGGUUGCAACCCUCUUCAUCGUCAGAGAAGCCAUUGAGCUCUCUCGUCUCAGCUGUGAUCGAAAGCCAACUCCGCAAAGAGCUGGAAUCAGUGCGUUCGGAGAACGAUCAGCUUAAGCAGCGCGAAUCGGAGCUGGACGCCAAGUGCGCGGAUUUCAGCCACCAGAUCGAGAACCUGACUUCGCAGCUGGCCGAAUCUCAGGGUUCGAGUGGUCAGGGCACUGAUUCUCAGGCCGAGCUGGAGAAGCUCAAGCGAGAGAACCAAAAUCUCGUGCUGACAUUGAGCGAUAUCCAACACAACCUGAAUCGAGCAGAAAGCGAAAUCGACCGUCUCAAGGCUGCUGGAGGUGGGAAAGCCAUGCCCGAAGAUCCGACCUUGAAGAACGAGGUGGAAGCCCUACGCAAGGAGUUGCAGGACUCACACUCUCGCCUCAAGGACGUCCAGGCCGAUCUCGCGUCCACGGAAAAUGAAAGAGCGAAUUUGAUCAAGCGGCUCGAGGACGAAAAACUGGUGGUCGAAGAGCUCCGCGCCUACAAAGUUCAAAGUGAACGGAUCUUGAAGGAUAAAAGCGAGGAAUGUGGAAGAAUGCACGACGAGUCACUGACGUUGAAGGGUCAAUUGGAGACAGCGGAAACGCUGUGCAAGUCCACUGAGACCGAAUGUGCGUCUCUCAAAACGAAAGUCAAAGAUCUCGAAGAGCGGUUAGAACUUCUCGAGGAUGAGAACGCUACAUUAAAGAAUCAAGAAUGUUCAGCGCCGCCUUCGCUCGAGACCGAAAUGCUCUUGGAGGAGUUAAGGAAUGACUUGGUGAAUGCCAGGCAGACGUCCGAUGAAGCACAUCAGCAAUUGAAGGGUAAAAACGAUCGAAUAGAGGAGUUAGAAACACUCUUGGAGAAGGCGCAGGGUAAUUGCUCGGUCCAACAGCAGCAGAAUGACGAGCUCGUCAAAGAGUUGACCGACGAGAUCGAAAAACUCGAGAAGACGCAUACCGAGGAAACUACCUCAUUCAAUCAGCGGAUCAACAGCCUGAACAAAGACAAACAGAAGUUAGACCGGACAAUCGAGGAGUUGACUACGAGUUUAGAAAUCGAGAGGGAGGGCACGCGGGCUUCCGAAUCCAAGAUUGCAACUUUGGAGUCGAAAGUUGCCGAAUUGGAAAAGGCAGUGAAGCUGGCGGAGGAGAAAGCCGUCGAGUCCAAAGAUCAGUUGGUUAAGCUACAGCAAGAGGGCCAGUCAGCUAACAAAGCACAAACCGAUCUCCAGAAUGAGCUGAGAGCUGCUCGGAACGAGUUGGAAGAACUCGAGGCUCGAGCUGCUCACGCUGAAGUUGCCAAAGAGGACACGAGAGCAAAGCUCCGACAUGCCACCGAGGAAAAUGGGCGCAUCAUGCAAGAGUUGAAGGCCAUGGAGGAGGAGAAGACGUCUCUUCACGUCGAUCUGGUCAAAUGUCGGCAGCAGCUCUGUGAUUCGACACAGCUGAAGUCGAAUAUGGAGAAAAUGCGAACGGAGAACAACGAAUUGAAAGCUGCGGCGGAACGCGCGCGCAAGGAUUCCGAGCGACUCCGAGCCGAGAGCGAAGAUGCGUUGAAGCAGAGCGAACGAGCCUCCGCGGAAGCUGCCAAAGCUCGCCAAGAGGCGGCUAACAGCGCUUCGGCGGCCUCCCGAGACAGAGAAGCACUGAUGUCGGAAAUCGCCGCUCUGAGCGAGAAGCAUCUGAAAGUCAACUCGGAACUCGAAGCGAUCCGUUGCGAGAAUAAGGCCAAGGUGGAGAUCAUCUCUCAAAUGAACAGCCAGACGGCUCAGCUCAAAUCACAAAACUCGACGCUCCUUCAGAAGACGAAAGAGGUCACUCACGAGAAGGACACGCUAGAACUCCAGAUGAGCGCAUUGAAGACCGAAGUUAAUGCGAAAUCGAAUCAAACCGAAAAGCUUUCAAAAGACCUCCGGGCUCAGAUGUCACACAACGACAACCUCAAGAAGCAGGUGUCCAAACUGGUGAUAGCGGUUGCGGAGAAAGAGAAACACAUCGCUGGCCUGCACAGCGAGAACCAAAAACUGCGUUCCGAGAACCAACUUUACGGUGAGAAACAGAAAGGCCAGGACGCACUCAUCAACCGCAUCGCCGCGCUGGAACAGGACGUUGUGAAUAGCAAAAUGACGAUUUCGAAAGUGUGUGCCGAGCGAGAGGAGACCCUUCGUCAACUGGAGGAGCUCAAGAAAAAACAUUCCGCUGUUCUUCGAGAAGCCGAAGUCAAGGCGAACAAGGCUCUCGCGGAACAGAAACUGUUGCUUGAGAAGAGUGACAAAAAUCAACGAGCCCUCGAAGAUUUAAAGAAAAGCCUUGAUCGCGCGGUCAGCGAGAAGACGAUCGCCGAUAGCCGGUGUCGCGCUUCUUUAAAUCUCUCUCGAAGGCUCGAGAAAGAAGUGCAAACCUUUCAGAAGGACAAGGAGCGCUUUACCAGGGAGAUUGACGAAGCUCGGGACAACGUACGAUUUCUCGAGCGUGAACGUUCCGAGCUGCUCAAGGCUCUCGGUGAGCUCCCGCUCAUGUCUCAGAACUUGCAGCUAGAGAUCGACACCCUCCGCGCGGAGAACGCGAGAUUGAAAAGUCGAAAUGGUGCAGCUGCGAGUCGAAAACCUAACAAGAAAGAAUCUCUGGACGCUCCAAUUGUGCCAAAACAAACCAAUUCGCCUUUACAAAAAAAGAAAACCAUUUUCGCUCGCCUCAAAGGCGAAAAACCCGAGACCGUGGACGACUCGUCGUCUCCUGUGAAAACGAAGAUCAAGAUCUUCGAGACGAAAGCUGAAGAGAGCUCUCAACAAGCGAUCAUACCUCCGAGACGACGAGGAGUUCGGCGGAGUGCGAGCGAAGCCGAGAUGAGUCCUGCACCGCAAGCCAAAAGAGCCAGUACAGAUUCCAAGGAGACGCCCGUCACCAAGAAAGCAAUUCCCAAAGCACGGAGCAAGACGUCGUCCUCGACCGAAGAGGAAGAGGCACACGAAGAGGAGCAAGAAGAACAGAAACCCACACCUCCCGUAAAACGUCGCAGCAACAAAACUAGUUCCCCGACCCCACCGAAAUCGAGAGGACCCCUCACGCCGGCAGGUGUCAAAAACAAAGAUACGAAGAGCCGACAGGAGCGCGCCGAGAGUGUUCCAAAAGGUCGACGGUCUCUCAUCAAAGGAACUCCGAAGAAGGCGAAUGUUGUCGCUGAUGUGGCCUCCGAAAGCCCCGCCAGUGGGAGAUCGUUGCGAGCAUCUACACUUGUUGUCAAGAAAGCUUCCGAUAUCGAUGCGAAGCAACGUGAGCAGUUGAAGAAACGUGGUAGCGGUACUUUUGUAUAAAACUGUAGCUAGGUACGUCCCCAUCAGGAAGCGGGGAGCUUCCGACGAGAACUUACAGAAGGUCGCGAGGUCAGCCGCAGAGGGAGUGUUCGCGCCGCUCUAUCUCUCCGUGUAGGGGACUUUCUCUGCAUGGAUAUUGAUGAGGGAAGCCGCGAACGGGGAGCGGAGGAGACGAGCAACCCGGUAACAACCGAUGAAUACCCCGGCAGCGAAGUAUUCGGUGUAUAGUUAUGAAGUUUGUAAAAAUCCGCUGCCGGGAGCGAUGAUCAUCCUGGUACAUGGUCGAGAUUCGGGAAUCUGAGAGAGUUGAUCAGAAAAGCAAUUACUCGAACCAACAAUAUAUUGAGCGUCGUCUCCACUAUCGCUGAUUUAUGCGGAUCGGAUUGAAACUCCUCGGGAUCCGUCUUGUCGUUGGAUAUCAUUCACCUGCACCCUUUCCUUUGGAUCGAAAGCUCCGGGAAGGAGGUCGGUGACACGGGAGGACGGAAUGGGAUAGAGACGGACCGGCAGACGUUCCUGCGGAAGCGUAAUUCCAUACGUGCGAAGAGCGAAUUGGAAAAGGCUAUCCAGCUGAGCUGCUUCAAGUGCAUGAUGGUGUAUUUGUGUACUUUAGUUCUAGCCAUGAUACGCACAUGAUGGAAGAUGUGGCAGUAGGCGAAAUCAGAAUCUUACC